Linum trigynum is the source of this 4336-nucleotide messenger RNA. The record is from the annotation of a GenBank genome assembly. Lineage: Eukaryota; Viridiplantae; Streptophyta; Magnoliopsida; Malpighiales; Linaceae.
AUAUUGGAUAGUGGUGGCAAUCUUUUGUGGAUGAACGAGCCACAAUCUUUUGUUUGUAGGAAGACCAUGAGAUGAGGCGAGAACCCAAGUGGACAGCGUACCCUGUUGUGGAGCGACGAUCAGUAACAUUGUUGUCCCAUGUUGCAUCAGAAUAGUCGGAGAUUUGUGAAUCUAUGCGAGUGCUGAAGUGGAGGCCAUGGUCUGGUGUAUCCCGCAAAUAAUGUAAGAUUCAGUUAACGUUGUACAAUGAUGUUGAGGAGGAGCAUGCAAGUGUGGGGCACAAUAAUUGAUAGCACGUGAUAGAUCGAGACAAGUGAACUGAAGAUACUGUAGAGACCCGAUGAUUUUACUGAUACAAGGAGCCAUCACGGAGUAGAGUGCAGUCAAGCUCUUUGGUGGUGACUGCAGCGGGAGUGUAGAUGGGCAUGACCCAUCAUCUUUGCUUGUGUGAGAAGUUGAGUGAUAUAUUUCUUUUUGUGAGAGAUGGAGUCCAUUAGCUUGUCGGUGAGCUUCAAUUCCGAUGAAAUAUGAGAUGAUGGCGAGGUCACAGACUGCGAAUUUAUGUUGCAAAAAUGUGAGAGUAGCAUGAAGCAACUUUGAUCAUUGCGCAUUAGUAUGAUGUCAUCCACAUAGACCAAUACAUAGAGAUGAAUAGUGUCAUGACACUAGAUGAAUAAGAAAAUGUACGUCUUGGAGCCACAGUAGCCAAAUUCAUCAAGAGCUUGGUGAACUAAGCGCGAGGAGCCUGUAUGAGGUCAUAGAGGGAGAGCUUAAGGUGGCACAUGGUUGGGUCGAUCAGGAUCAAUGAAGCCAGGAGGUUGUUGCAUAAAUACAUCCUUAGUGAGCGAGCCAUGGAGGAAGGCAUUGACAAUGUCUAACUACCUGGCCUACCAGGUAACUGCAAAAGAAACUAUACGUCGAAGGGUUGUGGGUUUAAUCACAUGAAUGAACAUGUCUCCUAAGUUCAGUCCAUGUCUCUAUUGGAACCCCUGAGCGACGAGACGAGCUUCAUAGUAGUCUAUAAAGUCGCUAGGAUUUGUCUUGAUGCAGAAUAGCCAUUUGCAAGUGAUGAUGUUGUGGUGAGGAGAGCGAGGGACAAGUGUCCAGAUGUAGUUCUUAAAUAAAGCGUUGAAAUCCGCAAGCACGACCUCCGUAAUGGAUUUUUCAUAGCUAUGCUAGGGGAGGUGGGUAAUGGGGGAAGAGAGGCGGUGAUAAAGGAUUUUGUUUUGAAACGACCGGUUUGGAGGCGAGUAACCAUGCGACGUGGAGGAGUGGGAUUGGGACGGGAAGUGGUUGUUGGUGGUGUUACAAUGGCGUGACGACGCGGAGGGCGACAAGGACGACUGAUGGGCGUGGAGGAAGAAGAUUGUUGUGUUUGCGUCGUCGGAGGAAGCAAAAUUUUAUGUUGCCAAACGUGUUAAUUUGGUCAAAUUGUCUAAAAACAAAAUAAUUGGAUCAAAUUGAUCCAUUCAAAUUCCUCAUCCAAACGACAUAACUCCUCUCAAUAACGCAUCAAACGCCCAAAGCCAAUCCCAAGGAACAAUGAAGUUUCAUAGGGUCUUUCAGUCUAGGUGCAGGUAAUUCGCAUAUCACAAACAUAUUUAUUUCACCGAGCCUCUUUCCGAGACAGUGCCCAAAUCGUUACGCCUUUUGUGAGGUUCGAAAGUUACACAACAAGAAAUUUCGCUUAUAACAAUAAUAGAUACGAUAACCGAUCACCGGGUAAAUAACUCUCUAUACGUUAGAGAACUUUACCUAUUGAAAUUUGGAAGGACCCAAAAGAGGAAAUUACUUUCCCAUUCAUUUAACUAAAGUACCCAAAAUUACUUUCCCCUAUUCGAACAACCGCGAUCCGUGGCUAGUCACUCUAAUAAACAAAAUUACCUUAAAGAAUCUUGUUAAUUAGGCAUCAGCCAAUCAACGAACAGAUCUUAAUGUCUCACAGCGGGUUCCACGAGCAAUAAACUGCACCCUCCCGCAGUGAAACACUCCCACCUCUUCCAACUAGGGUUUUUAAGAUUAGGAUGCCAAAGCUCACUCUCUUCACUUCUCUCAUUUUCUCUUCAGCCGCAGUGGCUAGGGUUUUCCACAUAUUAACUCUCUCACAAUAAUUUUCUCUCUCGUUUCUCCCCAUUUUCUCUCCCACCGAACACUCUCUUCAUUCGGCUAUGGCGUCCAGCAAUCAAUAGAGCGGUCUAUACUGUUCCAGAGGCUCUUUAAUUUGAUUGGUGAAGGGAGGGUUUCGCGAAGUAAUCGGAAGAACAGAAAUGGCGACCAUGAACCCCUUCGAUCUCCUCGGAGACGACGAUAACGACGAUCCUUCCUUGCUCAUCGCUAAGGCCGAGAAGGAGAAGCCUAAGGUUGCUGCCACUCCUGCUGCUGCUCAAGCUCCGCAAGGCAAGCUCGUUAAUAAGCCGCUUGCCCCUGCUCAAGCUGUGAGGGAAUCAAGAAAUGAAGGUGGGCGAGGAGGAGGAAGUCGUGGUGCUGGACCGCGCUCUGGCCGCGGAGGUCGAAGCGGUGGCGGUGGUUUCAACCGGGAGCCUAACAACUACGAUGCUGGUUUUGGGAACAGCAAGCCAUCUGAAGAUGGCGAGUCCGGGAGGACAUCUGAGAGGCGUAACUAUGGUGGUCCUCGUCCUGGUGGUAGUGGUGCUUUCCGUGGAGGCCGCCGAGGUGGCUACAGCAAUGGGGAAGCUGGUGAGGGUGAGCGCCCUAGAAGGCCUUAUGAGCGUCGCAGUGGUACUGGCCGCGGGAGCGAGAUGAAGCGUGAAGGGUCCGGUCGUGGAAACUGGGGGACUGCUUCAGAUGAUAUUGCACCUGGGACUGAGGAACCUGUGGUUGAGAAUGAGGCGAAUGCCACUGCUGAGAAGAAACCUGCAGAGGAAGAGGCUGCUGAUGCCAACAAGGACAGUCCUGCAAAUGAAACCGAGGAGAAAGAGCCUGAGGAGGAUAAGGAGAUGACUUUGGAGGAGUAUGAGAAGGUUCUUGAGGAGAAGAGAAAGGCUUUGCUUGCUCUGAAGACCGAGGAAAGGAAGGUCGAUGCUAAAGAAUUCGAGUCCAUGCAACAGCUGUCCUGCAAGAAGGAAAAUGUUGAAAUCUUUGCCAAGCUGGGUUCUGAGAAAGACAAGAAGAAAGAAACUGCUGCUGAAAGGGAAGAGAGGGUCAAGAAGGCUGUGAGCAUAAACGAGUUCCUGAAGCCAGCUGAAGGCGAUAACCCCUACAGAGGUGGUGGUCGUGGCAGGGGACGUGGGCGUGGUGAUCGUGGUGGUAGAACCGGCGGAGGAUAUGGAGGAGGCUACAACAGUCGCGACGUGUCAGCCCCAUCCAUUGAGGACCCAGGGCAGUUCCCGUCGCUGGGCGGCAAGUGAGGUUUUGCUGCAAGAAGAGAAGUCCGGUGUAGUCGAAGGGGGAUUGGUUUGUUAUCAUCAGGAGUCGCGCGCUCAAGAACAGAACGCAUAUUUUAAAUUCAACUCUUGUUUUAGUUUUAAUUUGGGUGUAAAUUUUAGAUAUGCCUGUCUUGGGUCUAUCUUCUGCCAGUGAUUCCUUUGCUGCAACUUUGGAUAAGCAUCAUACUCUUGUCGUCGCUUUUCUUUUUCAUUAUGUCCCCCUUUUUGUUAUUUUUUUGGUUAAAACAUAUAAGUUUAGGAGAGUCUUUGAGUCAUUUUGUCUUUUGAAACUUGGAUGGUUAGCAUUUAGAAUCAGUUUUGUUUUGUCAAAUUUAGGGAUUUGUAGUUGUACUAUCUUGCCAUUUUCGUUUUGGUCUCCGCUAUAUUUCCUUUUUGUGUUUCUCUUGAUAUUUUGUUGUGUUGAGCACUUCCAUAUCUUAUCGUUGAUUGAUUUGGGUCUCCUCAACUGCGCUUAGGUUUCUAACCCUAAGUACAGACACCAAUGUAUCUCACAACUUGGUUCAUUUUCUUCGGGAAGGCCUUCGUAGUAUGUGCUAUGGACCUUGGUGUGUUUUCCGUUAUCUUGAUGAGUUACAGUUUUAACUUUUAAGCGACUUGGAGUGCAAGGAAAUUCAACAACGAUGUAGGUUGAAUUAUCUUACUGUAAUAAUGGUGUUUGAAUUGCAGCGUCCAUAGCUUAAGUAAAGUAUGUUGUGAUAGGUUUGCCUCGUUAUUUCGGUUUUACGAGUCUCAUUAUUCCAGUCUAAUAAGAGUCAUGUGUUUCGUCCAAUUAUUAGCAAAGUGGAGUUUUGAUAAGCAUCGCCGAAUGUCUGAUGGUGCUUUCCAUUCCUAGUGAAAGAUGGAUGAGAGUGUUGUGCUCAUUGACCGUUUAACCAAAACUAUCUCCAGAGAGAAAGUUAAUUAUCAUCAAAUGAAUACUUCUGAUAUGA